Molecule: messenger RNA, 942 nt
Organism: Lontra canadensis (Northern American river otter)
Lineage: Eukaryota; Metazoa; Chordata; Mammalia; Carnivora; Mustelidae
Product: proline-rich protein 2-like
Exons: 1
Coding region: 1-942 (313 amino acids)
Source: RefSeq, a predicted model, not a curated record
AUGGAUGACCCCCGCCUCCUGCCCCGGCCUGUCUCUGCUGACCGGGGGGAAUCUGGACAUGACCCGGCCGACCCUCACAGCCCUCCCCGCCCGCCCCAGUGCAGCCCACCCCGCAGCACCGCGCUCCUCCGCAGGACCCCAAACUCGCGGCCUGGGCCCGCAGGGGUCCUGCUCACCAGCUCCCGCGCAGUCAGGGGGCCGCCCCUACAGCCUCGCGAUCAGGGCCACUGGGGCCCACAAGGGUCCCCUGGUCAGGAGCGAAGGGAGGACCGCAGGAAGAGGCAGGGGCCGCCCAGCCGCCCGGCCAACCUUCCCCGGAGGCCCCCGACCCCUCGAACUCCGCCGCGGCCGGAGCGCCGCCCCCAGAGGAACAGGGAACAGGGAAGUGUGGGGCGGCCGACGGGCGCCGCCCCCGGGAAGUGCCCGCGGUCCCUCCGCGGGGGGCACCGGGGGACACUCCCCGCAGCGCCGGCGGGGGCAGAACGCGCCUGGACCGUAAGGGCACUCAAGGACAGGCCGGGGCCGGGGCCGCCUCCAGCGUCCGCAGCACCCCGGGGCUGGCCUCCCGGAGACCCAGACGACCCGGGUCCGCGCCCGCUCCCCUCUCGGGCUGCGCCCCCAGCCCGGCCCGGGCUCCGGCCCGAGCUCGGGGCGCGCCGCUGGGGUGCGGUGGGGGCAGCCCCCCGGUGGCGAGGCUCCGGCGCGGCUCCAGGCCGCACUCCCGGCCCAGCCCGGCACUGCCGGCCGGACUCACCUCCGCAACCAGGCGGCGCCUCCUCAGUCCCCGCGGCCCGGGCGGCGCGGCCCCGGGCCUGCUCGCCUGCGCCGGCCGCUCCACAACUUCUGCCGCCGGCCUCCCGCGCUGAGUGGCGGAGCAGCCGCGCGCCCGGCCCGGCCCCGACCCGGCCCGCGUCCGGCGCCCGCUCUACGCCGCCUCCGUAG